ACUUCUCAUCACCUUUGUCUUGCUAUUUUCCCAAUCAAUUCGUGAAUUUUCUUGUACUGUAGUCUGUCUGUUGCGAAUCUGACUAUGUUGCUUUUAGUUGUUGAUUCUAGUGUUACGAUGAUCAUGAUGCACAUGUUUUCGACGUGGUGUUUGUAAAUGAAUUUCAUAGGGUUCUGGGUUUGGGGAUUUUUUUCAAUUAGCGCCUGUAAUCACAUGUUUUGAUAUUAUGUAAGUAUAUAUAUAUAUAUAUAUAUAUGGAACUUGAUUACAUAAGUAAGUGUAUAUGUCUAUUUAUCAAUGCAUGGGUCUAUAGGUAUUUGUAUGUAUAACAUUUAUAUAGUGAAGAGUGUUUGGUUGAGGAGUUGAUAUUGCCAUAGGCUGAUCUGUAUCUUUUUGCCAAUUGAAUGCUUCUUCUGCGGUUGGCUUGGCUGAAUGCUUUUUUUGCUUAUGAAGAGUUAUUUUGGGCCCUUGAUUGUCUUAAAUUUGAUAGUUUCCUUUUGCUGCGUAUGCUACAUACCCGAGAUUAGCUUAUUUUAUUUUUUUUAUUGUUAAUUUUUUCUUCAUGAUACCGUGUGUGACGAAGUGGAAAUUACUUAAAACUUAAAAGCCCAUUUGGGACAAUAUGGUUUGUCAUAUAUGGGAAAAUUACAGUUUUUCUGCUCAAUAUACAGACUGUUUUAUGAACUACUUACAUUGAUUUGGCUGUGACUGGUGCUCACCAAUGAGAAAAAAUGAGCAAGAAGUUGCCCCUAGUUUUUCUGGAUGUGUCUAUUGAUGGCGAUUCUGCUGAAAAGAUGGUUUUUGAGCUUUUCUCUGAUGUUGCUCCCAAGACUGCGGAAAAUUUUCGUGCACUCUGUACAGGGGAGAAGGGAAUUAGUCCUAAGAUUGGAAGACCCCUCCACUACAAAGGAUCCUUUUUCCAUUCCAUUAUUAAAGGAUCAAUGGCUCAGGGUGGUGAUUUUCUUAAACGAGAUGGAAGUUUCGGAGAAAGCAUAUACGGAGAGAAGUUUCCAGAUGAACCACCAUCCAAGCUAAAGCAUGAUGAGCGUGGUCUUUUAUCAAUGGCAGUGGCAGAUCGCGAUGCACGUGGUUCUUUAUUUAUAAUCACCUUCGAGGCCAAUCAUCAGCUUGACAGGAAGUAUGUAGUUUUUGGGAAACUUGUGCAAGGGCAAGAAGUUCUGAAGAAGAUGGAAACUGUGGGUGACGAAGAUGGAAGGCCAUCUGUGACUGUGAAGAUCAUCAAUUGUGGUGAAUUCCUUGAGGAGAAAAAGAAAGUGAAUAAACUGAAAAUGGGAAAGCACAAGAAAUCUUCAAGAGACAGAAGGAAAAAGAGAAGAAGAUAUUAUACGACUGAAUCAGAUACUUCCUCGGAUAGCGAGAUGGAAUCAUCUGAAUCUGAUACUGAUUCUGAUUCAUAUACAUCGUCAUCGUCUCACUUAAGUUCUUCAAGUGAUGACAGACGCAAGAAGAGAAAGAGAUCAUCUAAGAGAGACAGAUAUAAACGUGGAAAAAGGAGAGACAAGCGGCAUGAAAAAAAGCGUAGGAGGCGUGAUAAGAGAUCAAAGCGCCAAUCAAAAAGGGCAUCUGAUAGUCUUACUGAUACUGAGAGCGAGAGUAAAAGUGAAACUAGAUCAGAUGAUAACGGUGAUGCUGAUGUUAAGGGUCCAGAUCGGAAGCAUAAAAACCAGGUUCAGACAAGUGUUGGAAAUCAAUUUCCUUCUGCUGAGGGAGCAGCUUCUAUACCUCGUAAGAAGGGAGAGGCAACUGAUAUAUUUGAGACAGAAGAGGGUGAAUACCCGAAGGAAAAUGGACAGCGGCAUAGUAAUGGAAUAGAAGUGGAAACUAAGUCUGACAGAAGUGCAGAUAGGCCUGAUGUAGUGGAUGAUCACCGAGGAAAAUCUAGGAGCCGUAGCAUUAGUCCUAAGAGGACGAUGAGCAAGAGUAUGAGUAUUAGUCCCAAGAGAAGUUUGAGCAAGAACCAGAGUGUGAGCAGGAGUCGCAGUGUGGAUAAGAGCCCUCCACAAGUCUCUCGACGAAGCAGGAGUAUCAGCAGAAGCCCCGUGAGAAGUGUCAGCAGAAGUCCUGUAAGAGUUAAGAAGGGAAGAAACAUCAGCAGGAGUCCAUUCCAAGCCCGGCCUGGAAGAAGCAUUAGCAGGAGUCCCACAACAUCCCCACCCCGAAGGAGACUUAGCCGAACCCCACUAAGAAGCUCAUCAAGGAAGUUAUCACGGAAGUCAGAGAGCAGAAGCCCUGUAAGAGUGGUGAAAAGAAGUGUAAGCAGAAGCCCUGUAAGGUCUUCUCGAAGAAGUGUGAGCAGAAGCUCCGGUAGGGCCCCUUCUAGGAGAAGCAUUAGCAAGAGUCCAGUUAGGGCACCUGCAAGGAAUAUUCAUCGCAGCUAUUCAAGGAGUCCUGUAAGUGCAGGACGUAGAGCAAGGUCUCCUAUUUCUGAUCGUGGAAGGAGCUCAUCAAGAAGUCCUUCCCCAGAUGGAUCACCUAAGCGCAUCAGAAGGGGAAGGGGUUUCAGUGAGCGAUUCGCUUAUGCACGCAGGUAUCGUUCUCCAGAUCGUUCUCCUGUGAGGUCCUAUCGUUAUGGCAGGAGUGAUCGUGACAGAUACUACCGGAGAUCCCCUAGGCGUUACAGGAGCCCACCCAGAGGGAGAACUCCUCCAAGAUACAGAAGCAGAAUAAGCAGGACAAGGAGUCCUGUAUCAAGGAGCCCAAUUCGCUACCGUGACCGCCGUUAUAGCCGCAGUCCUAUCCGCAGCCAUUCUCCUAUCGAGACAUCUAGAUUCCGUGAAUCCCCACGUGCUGAGAGGCAGAGGUCACCUCCUCGCAACAGGAGCUCAUCAAUAUCAAGGUCCUCACUUGACUCGCAAUCACCUAAGCAGGCAAACAAAGACAGGUCAAGGUCAUCUUCUGGAAGCCCCCCUGAGAAGGGGGGUUUGGUCUCGUAUGGAAACGGUUCUCCUGACUCGGGCCAGAGGUAAGGAUGUGUUUUGAUGAUUCUAGCAGUGGUUUUGACGAGCUUUGAAAUGAUCAUGAUGAAUAAAGGAUCCAAGGUGUGAGGUGAUCGCGACGAUUGAAGAUGCAUGGACUUGUGAUGUUUUGACUCCGUUUAGGAGGCUGAACAUGUUUGAGAGAUGUAUGUUGAAUAAUGAUGGAUGUUACAUUAUGUUUCAGUUAAUUGUGGCAGUGGAUGUUCUUAAUAGCCCAUUUGCUUAGGCUGUCAUUUGAGGGUUAAAAACCUUUUUAAUUAGAGAAAAUCCAGGUACUUAGUUUGCAAUUUUAUCUAUGUGAACAGGAAUGACGUUUAAGUAAAGUUUUAUUUGGGUGUGCUAUAA
This is a messenger RNA of Camellia sinensis, 3341 nucleotides long. The record is from RefSeq and is a predicted model, not a curated record. NCBI's taxonomy places the organism in Eukaryota, Viridiplantae, Streptophyta, Magnoliopsida, Ericales, Theaceae.